CUACAUUAUCAUGCUCCUCACACAUCGUCUAUCUAUUAGUAUAGCUACUCACUUCAUUACAUUCAUGAUUUGAUUUGUAACACAUUCACUUCUUACCUAAGCCAGAUACAACAAUGUCUUCUACUUUUUCACCUUCCACAAUAACAAGAGCAAGAAAUUUGAUUGCCACAGUUUUUGUUGUUAGCCUCUUAACUAAUUGCUCUUACGCAAAGCAGCAUCUCACCACCCAUUUCUACUCUAAAACAUGUCCCAAGUUGUUUAGUACUGUACACCAAAUUGUUCAAUCUGUUGUGCACAAGGAAAAUCGUAUGGGUGCUUCGCUCCUUCGCCUCCAUUUCCAUGAUUGCUUCGUACAGGGAUGCGAUGGAUCCAUUCUUUUAGAUGACACAGCCUCAUUUAAAGGAGAAAAAGGUGCUCAUGUUAACAAGAAUUCAGUUAGGGGGUUCGAAAUAAUUGAUGAAAUCAAAUCGGCAGUGGAGAAAGUGUGCCCCGGUGUGGUGUCUUGUGCAGAUAUUAUUGCCAUUGCUGCUCGUGACUCUGUCGUUCAAUUGGGAUGCAAAAUGUGGAAUGUCAAACUAGGUAGGAGAGACUCCCGAACAGCAAACUUAUAUGCAGCGAACAAUGGUGCUAUCCCAUCUCACUCCUCCAACCUUAGCGCCCUAAUCUCAGCUUUCAGCAAAGUGGGGCUUUCCUCCAAGGAUUUGGUUGCAUUAUCAGGGGCACAUACACUUGGAAGCGCAAGGUGUGCAAACUUUAGGAGUCGGAUUUACAAUGACAAGAGUAUGAACAGAAACUUAGCCAUUACCAGACAAAAGACAUGCCCAAAGAACCUCGGAUCUGGGGAGAACAACUUGGCUCCUCUUGACCUUCAUACUCCUCAUGUCUUCGACAACAAAUACUACACUAACCUCAUCAACAAGGAGGGACUUCUUUACACUUGCAAUGAGCUCUACACUGGUGGAUCCACCAAUUCGCUGGUUGAAGAAUACAGCCAAAAUGAGACAAAGUUCCAAUCUGAUUUUAUUGCAGCAAUGAUCAAGAUGGGAAAUAUUAAUGUCCUCACCGGAUCCAAGGGUGAGGUCAGGAAGAAUUGCAGACUCACUAAUUACAAGUGACAAUUUAUUCUCACAUGUUAGUGAAGUUUAAAAUUAUGGGAAAUUACUUCUGAAAUUAUACCGUUGCUUUAGAUUGAGAUUAUAUUGAAGUUCCAUGAACAUUUCCCUCCCAUUUCCCAUCUAUAAGAUUAUCUCUUUUAUUA
This is a messenger RNA of Cuscuta epithymum, 1258 nucleotides long. The record is from the annotation of a GenBank genome assembly. NCBI's taxonomy places the organism in Eukaryota, Viridiplantae, Streptophyta, Magnoliopsida, Solanales, Convolvulaceae.